AUGGCUGGUCGGACGUCGUUCCUGGACGCUGCGCUGCACGCCAUGCAGGAGCACGUCCGGUUCUCCGACUUGGCCGUGGCCGCCGCGUUGCUCUUCGCGUGCAGCUCCGCCAUGGCCCGCCUGACGUCGCGCCGCGGGCCCAUGCUGUGGCCGGUGUUCGGCAUCAUCCCGACCCUCUUCGCGAACCUCGGCGACAUCUACGACUGGGGCGCCAUGUUGCUGGUGCGCACCGGCGGCACGUUCCCGUACCGCGGGAUGUGGGGCGGCGGCUCCUCGGGCGUCAUGACCUCCGUCCCCGCCAACGUCGAGCACGUGCUCAAGAACAACUUCGACAACUACCCCAAGGGCGCCUACUACCGCGAGCGCUUCGCGGAGCUGCUCGGCGACGGCAUCUUCAACGCCGACGGCGAGGCGUGGCGCGCGCAGCGCCGCGCGGCCACCGUCGAGAUGCACUCGGCGCAGUUCCUCGACUUCUCGGCCACCACCAUCGGGCAGCUGGUGCACGGCCGGCUGAUGCCGCUGCUCCACCGGCUGCAGCAGCAGGGCGCCGUGGUGGACCUCCAGGAGGUCCUCCUCCGCUUCACCUUCGACAACAUAUGCGCCGCGGCGUUCGGGGUGGAGGCCGGCUGCCUCGCGGACGGCCUCCCCGAUGUGCCGUUCGCGCGCGCCUUCGAGCGCGCCACGGAGCUCUCGCUCUCCCGGUUCGUCACGCCGCCCUUCAUCUGGAAGGCCAAGCGCCUGCUCCGCGUCGGCGGCGAGCGCCGCCUCACGGAGGCCGCGCGCUCCGUGCGGGAGUUCGCCGACCGCACCGUUUCCGAGCGCCGCACCGAGCUGCGCAAGAUCGGGAGCCUGCACGGCCGGUGCGACCUCCUCUCCCGUCUCAUGUCCUCCUCCUCAUCGGGCGCCACCGACCACUCCGACGAGUUCCUCCGCGACUUCUGCAUCAGCUUCAUCCUCGCAGGGCGCGACACGAGCUCCGUCGCGCUCGUCUGGUUCUUCUGGCUCCUCGCGGGCCACCCCGACGUGGAGGCGCGCGUCCUGGAAGACGUGCGAGCCGCCCGCGGGGACGUCAAGAAGAUGGAAUACCUCCACGCGGCGCUGACGGAGGCGAUGCGGCUCUACCCGCCGGUGCCCAUCGACUUCAAGGAAGCGGUGGAGGACGACGUGCUCCCGGACGGCACGGUGAUCCGCGCGCGCCAGCGGGUGAUCUACAACGCGUACGCGAUUGGCCGCGACCCAGCGGUGUGGGGGCACGGCUGCCAGGAGUUCAGGCCGGAGCGGUGGAUGAAGGGCGGGGUCUUCGCCGGAGGAGCCGAGAGCCCGUUCAAGUACGUGGUCUUCAACGCCGGGCCGAGGCUGUGCGUCGGCAAGCGGUUCGCGUACACGCAGAUGAAGACGCUGGUGGCGGCAGUGCUGGAGGCGUUCGCGGUGGAGGUGGCGCCGGGGCAGACGGUGAAGCCCAAGCUCAACACCACGCUUUACAUGAAGAACGGCCUCAUGGUGAGCUUCAGGAUCAGGGAAGCGAGCAGCACCACUGCCACCGUGGCUGCUCAAGAAUGAUGGAAAGCUCUUCAUGCCCUGCUUGACAGACAGGAAUUGUAUAGAUCUGUCAAAUUUAGCCUUCAGCAAUGCAAACAAAGCGAUCAAGACGUCCGAGACAAGUACAUAAUUACUGCCGUAUAUAUAUAUGGCGUGUGCUUUAUAUUUCUCCAUUUUCUCUCCCUCGGUGUGCACUGUACUGUACGUGUGCUAGCUUGCCUUUCCCGCUAAUUAUUUCGUCCACAUGUACUAAAAGCCUAGAAUAUCCAUGUAAUGUUCAUCUCAGGGUUUAAGAAAACUGAGAUCAAAGUGGCCAGUUUCAUC
Molecule: messenger RNA, 1863 nt
Organism: Lolium rigidum
Lineage: Eukaryota; Viridiplantae; Streptophyta; Magnoliopsida; Poales; Poaceae
Product: cytochrome P450 86B1-like
Exons: 2
Coding region: 1-1560 (519 amino acids)
Molecular function (GO): iron ion binding; heme binding; oxidoreductase activity, acting on paired donors, with incorporation or reduction of molecular oxygen
Source: RefSeq, a predicted model, not a curated record